AUGAGAAAUUCAGACCAGGUGGAAAUUCCUAUGAAAGCGAAUGAUUCAAUAUCCUGGAAGGUGGCAUGCUACGAAAAGCUGCAGGAACUGUUGAAGAAGCAGUUUAGAUCAUCAGUUAAUCAAACUCAAAUUGGCGUUAUUAACGAUAGCAUGAGUUAUGAGUUGUACAACGCUGUUGUUGAUGAGCAUGAAGAUGUAAAUAAGUUUCUUGAUGUCUUGGAGAAAGUUUGCAGAGAAAAACAACUUGAUUGUUCCACCAUUAUAUAUCAAGCCACUCCUUCGGGUGAUUCGUUGCUUCAUGUUGCAGCUGAAUACGGGAGAACAAGGAUUGCAGAGCUGCUUGUUGAUAAUAAUUUUUUACUGAUUGUGACAAACAAAAGGAAGGACACUGCACUUCAUGUUGCUGCAAGAGCUAAGAGUAUUGAAGCGAUGAAGGUCAUCCUGUCCAAAUUUGACGAUGCUAGCAGUAAGAAUAACUUUAUAAUGUUACCCAAUAAGGUUGGGAAUACAGCUUUGCACGAAGCUAUUAUAAGCAAAGAUCCUGAGGGGUUUGCUUUCAUUUUAAGUGAACAAAGUGAAAGUACUUUGUCGUUCUAUUGGGACACUCACCCAGCAGAUUCACCAAUGUAUGUGGCAGUCCAAAGUGGGAACGCUGAAAUUCUUCGUCGUCUCUUGCAGAUUCCAUUUCCAUCAGACCGGGUCAUAUACAAGAGCCGUGGAAACUCUCCACUUCAUGCCGCCAUAUCAGAACGCAAUAUUGAUGAGAUAGUAGACAAAAAAGAAGAGUUGAUGUUCCUCGGAGAUGAAAAUGAAAGCACACCCCUUCAUUAUGCAGCACUCACUGGUUACGUGGAAGGUGUUCGUAAACUAUUAAACAAAUCCACACUUGUUGCCUUUCAACAAAACGCAAAUGCAAAUCUUCCGAUUCACGUUGCUUGUGGUGAAGGCCGUGUUCGGGUGGUUAAAGAAUUUCUACGCAUACAAGGGCCUUGCACCAGUUUGUGGCUCAAUAAUGAAGGCCGAAACAUUCUUCACAUUGCAGCAAUGAGGGGGAAAAACUCGAUGGUUAAAUACCUAUUGAAGCAUCCAAAGAUUGAUUCUAAAACUGUGAAUGAGAAAGACCUGAAUGGAGACACACCGCUGCAUCUGGCUUCAAGAAAGUUGCAUCUUUGGACUCUACUGCAUCUUUCACGUGACAAGAGAAUAAAAAUGAACCUUGUAAAUGACCAGGGUUUAACAGCUAGAGAUAUUGUCCGAUCGCAGAGAAACUUUCCAAUGACUCGUCGAGAGCUCGGAGCAGAUGUGAUUCUAGGAAUUGCUGGUGGUGCCGCGAGGGCCAUUGAAAAUAAACAAAGGCAAUCACAACCUGUGGCGAAUAAAGAAUGGAAUGUGAAUGAUGGGGCCAACACGCUCAUAAUUGUGGCCGUACUGGUAGCCACAGUGACAUUUGCAGCCGGUUUCACAGUGCCAGGAGGGCUAUACAGUUCGGAUGACUCAGUCCCUAAAGAAAGAGGCAUGGCAGUGUUGACAGAUCAAACCCUGUUCAAAAUAUUUAUGGUUUUCAACACGAUUUCUAUGUAUUGCUCCACUAUCGGUUCUGUGAUUCUUACUUGGAUGCAUCUGGGUGAUCGUCGUUUUUCAUUGCGAGCUUUUUAUAUCUCUAGGGCUUUUGUCAAUUGGGCUCUUAUAACCAUGACAGUGGCAUUCAUGGCUGCCAUACGUUUGGUUGUCAGCAAUAACGACUUGUUUGCAGAUCUUAUAAGUGCCAUUGCAUUCAUCUUCAUUUUCCUUAAUCUAUGUCUUUGGUUUAUAGGACAUUUUCCUUUGGGAUCACGCCUUCCAAUUUUACGUCAAGUUGGAGAACUUAGUCUCUGGAUUGUUCUUAUUUUAUUUUAUGGGACUAAGGAUGAUGUAGUGUAA
Messenger RNA from Prosopis cineraria, 1920 nucleotides. Its product is annotated as protein ACCELERATED CELL DEATH 6-like. Gene Ontology annotation, molecular function: protein phosphatase 1 binding; protein phosphatase regulator activity. The record is from RefSeq and is a predicted model, not a curated record. The coding region runs from base 1 to 1920 and encodes 639 amino acids. Gene Ontology annotation, cellular component: plasma membrane. The transcript is spliced from 3 exons. NCBI's taxonomy places the organism in Eukaryota, Viridiplantae, Streptophyta, Magnoliopsida, Fabales, Fabaceae.